Molecule: messenger RNA, 1890 nt
Organism: Biomphalaria glabrata
Lineage: Eukaryota; Metazoa; Mollusca; Gastropoda; Planorbidae
Product: ankyrin-1-like
Exons: 2
Coding region: 27-1700 (557 amino acids)
Molecular function (GO): protein binding
Source: RefSeq, a predicted model, not a curated record
UGUCUUAACAAGUAUCUAGAGAAUCAAUGCAACAACUAAGAGAUCCAGGCAGACCAUUCCAGUGUGAUCUUGAUCAUCAGAGUCCCAGAACAUUCAGUCAGUACAGUCACUUACAUGAGGAUGAUGGGUCACAUGAAGACGUGUAUGUGUCUGCUAAAGAUACGGUAGAAAAUGGAGCUGACAGUGAAGAUCCGGAAUUAUUCAUUGAAGCUGUGGAGCUAGGAGACAUCAAAACUGUGCAGAAACUGUUAGACUCAGGAAUAAACAUAAACAUGGCAUAUCAGCGUAAAACUCCAAUUAUGCAUGCACUAGACAUUGACGUCAUCAAGUUUUUGGUGCUAAACAAGGCAAAUAUAAAUGUCAAAAUGGACACAACGCCUCUCCUAAACGCUAUGUCGUUUAGUUUUUUAUCAGCCAUACGUUCAAGAUACAACUGGAAGUUGUCGUUAGAAGAAUUGAAACAAAAACAGAUGAUCAUUGUUGGAUUCUUUUUGCAAAACUGUAAAAACAUCGAUGAAACCGACUUAUGCGGUAACAGCGCUUUAUUGUCAUCCGUCAAGAAUGGCCUUGGACUAGAAGUGCAAAAGUCUUUGCUUGAAAAAGGAUGCAAAGUCAACCAACAAGAUCUCGAAGGAUACACGACAUUGCACGUCGCUGUCAAGAAUCUCAACUUAGACUUAAUACAAAUUCUUUUACAUUAUCGAGCUUCAGUUAAUGCUAAGACCAACGAUGGGAAGACCCCUCUGCAUUUGGCACUUGAAGACCAAAACAUAGCUAAAUUACUUAUUGUUAACGGAGCAAGAGUUGACUCCGAGGAUGAAUUCGGGAACACGCCACUUUUACUGGCCUCAGAACUUUGGGGAGACCACGAUGAAGUGGUAGAUCUCUUAAUUUCUGAAGGAUCUGAUGUCAACCACAAAAACCAUGUCGGCAAGUCCCCAAUAUAUAUGGCAGCAUAUAACUUAAACACUAGAUGUGUCGAGCUUCUAAUGGAUGCCAAUGCAAAAGACCUUGAUGAGCAACAACACAAUUCGGCACUUUCUUUAGUGCUUAACAAGUGGUUCCCAAAUGAAAAGUCCCAGAGUACAGCUACUGUUCUGAUAAAGCGUAGGGCACAUACAGACUUUGUCAGAAGAGACAUCAUUCAUCGUUUGAUCGCCGCGGGAAACGACGGUAUACUAGUUCAAGAAUUAAUAAAAGCAGGCUUUUGCCCAACAUUAGUGGAUCUAAAGACAACCAUCUUAGGCUGGCCAGAGACUUCUUUGUCUCCACUGUCUGUUGCCCUGAUGCUUGACAGCCUUGACUUUACUCGAUAUUUUAUCGAGAAUGGGUAUCUAACGAAAUCAAACGUCAAACUUGUCUCUAGAAAAGAAACAAUUUUGAGUUACUUGGAAGCACGUAAUGCUAAGACACGACAGUUUAUGAACGAAGUUUCACAACAGCCAAUGAAAUUAGAACAACUUGUUCUUAUUACUGUCUCUUCAGCUUUAGGGUCUGACAGUGGCAGAAGUGAAAGGAUUCUUCAAUCCGAGCUCUCGUUUCCAUUGAAGGAAAAACUUUCUUUUGAAAACCUAGAGAAGAAGGUCCUUGAACCAGUGAGAGAUGGUUCAAUCUUAAUGGUACAGCUGACAAAAAAUCAAAUAGAGAAGGUGGACAGGCUGCCAGAGUUUUAUGAUUUGGAUGAGUCAUUUUCAGAUUAAUCUUGACAGAGCUUUACUGCUUCAUUCGGAAAAUGAAGGUGGAGAGAGCUGUGCUGUGCUGAUAUUCUCGUUAAAAUUAGUUUACAGAAAACAAACUAUAAAAGAACUUUUUCUAAACUGUAUACAUAGCACAAUACUGAGUUUCUUUUUUUUCCCAACAGAUUCAAACCUGACAAGGCUGUGAGAGAGG